GGGGACGUUUCUGCUCGGUGAUGACGCAGAGACGUCAGCAGUGGGUGGGCGGAAAAGCGGUAGUGUGUUUCGGUAGCUGAGGAUAAAGCCCGAACCGGGUGUUUUUAUUUCGAGGAUUCACUCAGAGGGAAGACUGAAGGGACUUUAGCGCGUCCCCUGCUGAAAAUGGCGGUCCCCGCGGGUCAGACGGACGUCCAGAUGGACAGAGGCGCCCCGAGCGACCAGACGGUCCCCCCCGAGAACAACAUUGACAUCGACGAGAGAGAGUUGGAAAACAUCACAAAGAAACAGCGAGAAGGCGACACGGCGACGCUGCCUUUGCACUCACCUUGGACGUUUUGGCUGGACAGGUCAUUACCGGGCACCACGGCUGCAGAGUGUGAAUCCAACCUGAAGAAGAUCUACACAGUGCAAACCGUUCAGAUGUUCUGGAGCGUGUAUAACAACAUCCCUCCUGUCACAGCACUGCCUCUCAGGUGUAGCUAUCAUUUAAUGCGAGGAGAGCGACGGCCACUGUGGGAAGAAGAAAGUAAUGCCAAAGGAGGUGUAUGGAAGAUGAAAAUCCCAAAAGAAAACAGUUCUACAGUUUGGAAGGAGUUGUUACUCGCUACCAUCGGUGAGCAGUUUGCAGAUUACUGCACCUCAGACGACGAGGUUGUGGGUGUCAGUGUUAGUGUUCGAGAUCGGGAAGAUGUUGUACAAAUAUGGAAUAAAGAUGCAACUCUUGCUAACGAAUCAAAUAUUUUGGGAAAAGUCUAUGAGCUGCUUCCUUAUAUAUCAUUUAAAGCUGUUUUUUAUAAAUCUCACAUGGAACAUCACGCCUUUGAGGGAGGACGCUCGAGACAUUAGAUCCUGAUGCACUUUAAAAAAAAAACCUGAACUCUGAACCUGGCCAUGUCCACCACAUAGUUAAGGAUAUUAAUUUUGCUUUCAACAAGAAAAUGUUCUCAAUAUAUUUUUAUAGCUUUUAAUGACUGCUGCCUUGUUUUACCUUAUGGCUCCUAAAGCUCUGAAUUCCUCAGAGGAUGUACAUUCAGUGUAAAUCCAAAUGUCCUUGGUUUGUGUUGGCUGUGGCUUCCUGCUUUACUGAACUGCACUGUCAGGGUCUCRUCUGUCUGUGGACCCCACAUGUCAAGCUCUCCUAUACAGAGUUACAUCAUCUAGUCUGUUUUUGCUGUAAAAUGUCUGCAUUCACAUCAUGAUCCASUCAGCUUGUUUAGUGCCAGAGCACUAUUCUGCUCUUUAAGAUGUUUGUGUUGUAAUAAUUCAAGGGUUUCAUUCAGUGAGAGAGAAUAUUCUUUUCAUUUUCAUAAAUGUUCAUCRACUGCAUCAAACUUAAAUUAGGCUACAGUGAAACUCCUGCAAGGUUGCAGUUCAGUUUGCUUCACUUCUGUUUUUUGUUUUAGAACCUAAAAGCAAAAUUAAMAGAGAAAUACGGAGCCCACGRKGGAACAUGGAGGRAUUUUGUUUUCUUUUGCGUUCCCACGCAMAAGUCGUUUAUCACUGUUGUGCCUGGCGGUUUAUUAAAAAUACACAAGCUCACCAUUAGCGAGUUAGCCUACUAUAAGUUAGCUUCGGAAUGAUAAUA
Molecule: messenger RNA, 1588 nt
Organism: Austrofundulus limnaeus
Lineage: Eukaryota; Metazoa; Chordata; Actinopteri; Cyprinodontiformes; Rivulidae
Product: eukaryotic translation initiation factor 4E type 3
Exons: 7
Coding region: 166-849 (227 amino acids)
Biological process (GO): translational initiation
Cellular component (GO): eukaryotic translation initiation factor 4F complex
Molecular function (GO): RNA 7-methylguanosine cap binding; translation initiation factor activity
Source: RefSeq, a predicted model, not a curated record